This is a messenger RNA of Aspergillus versicolor CBS 583.65, 1053 nucleotides long. RefSeq lists its product as uncharacterized. The record is from RefSeq and is a predicted model, not a curated record. The transcript is spliced from 2 exons. Bases 1 to 1053 code for a protein of 350 amino acids. Lineage: Eukaryota; Fungi; Ascomycota; Eurotiomycetes; Eurotiales; Aspergillaceae.
AUGCCCACCAAACUCUUCAUCACCGGUAUCACCGGCUACAUCGGCGGCGACGCCUUCCACUUGCUAGAGCAGCACCACCGCGACUUUGAAUUCUCCGCGCUGAUUCGCACAGAGGAGAAGGCAAAGUAUGUAAAGGAGCUAUACCCCAACGUUCGAAUUGUGCUAGGAGGUCUGGACGACUCAAAGACGAUAGAGAAGGAAGCUGCUUGGGCGGAUAUUGUACUUCAUACCGCGGACUCAUCUGAUCAUGUCGGAGCUGCAAAUGCUAUCGCCAAAGGGCUAAUCGAGGGUCACUCCCCUCAACGCCCUGGAUACUGGCUGCACACCGGUGGAACAGGCAUCCUGACGUACUUCGACUCUGAAGUUCGCAAAGUCUACGGCGAGCCCGAUGAGAAAGUUUUCAACGAUGAUUCUGGUGUUGAUGAGCUCGUUAAUCUACCGUCUGCAGCAUUCCAUCGUAAUGUCGAUGAGAUCGUUCUCAAGACGGGCUCUGAGCAUGCUGAUUCCGUGAAGACGGUCAUUGUUUGCCCGCCGACGAUCUACGGGCGUGGAAGAGGACCUGUAUCUCUUCGGGGCCGGCAGGUUUAUGAACUUUCGUCCUUUAUUCUCAAGGAGAAGUAUGUCCCACAGAUUGGGAAGGGCUUGGCGAGGUGGAACAAUAUCCACGUUUAUGAUCUAAGCGAGUUGUUUGGUGCAUUGGUUGAGGCGGCGCUGGAUCCGGCCAGGAAGGAUGAUGCUGAAAUCUGGGGCGCGAAGGGGUACUUUUUAACUGAAAACGGCGAGCAUGUCUGGGGUAAACUUGCGCCGUAUGUCGGCGAGCAGGCGUACAAGCUGGGAUAUCUUAAGGAGCAGCCGCCGGUGAAGGAACUGUCUUUUGAUGAGGCUACUCGCACACCUGCUGGCUUUGAGGCGGCGAGUUGGGGAUUGAAUUCGCGUGCUAAGGCGCUGAGAGGACGCAAAGUGCUUGGGUGGACGCCGAAGGAGCGCAGUCUGGAGGAGGAGAUUCCUGAUGUUAUCGCCGCUGAGGCGUCAAGGCUUGGUUUGCACAAAUGA